Octopus sinensis (East Asian common octopus) is the source of this 441-nucleotide messenger RNA. RefSeq lists its product as uncharacterized. NCBI's taxonomy places the organism in Eukaryota, Metazoa, Mollusca, Cephalopoda, Octopoda, Octopodidae. The coding region runs from base 1 to 441 and encodes 146 amino acids. The transcript has a single exon. The record is from RefSeq and is a predicted model, not a curated record.
AUGAAAGAAUAUGAAAUGGUGAAGACACGCCAGAUUAAGAAGUUUAUGAAACUCAAAGGUCAGAGAAUGAAGACUGAAAUUCGUCACCCACCUGUGAAUGCAGUAAUUAAUGUAAGUAGCCAACAUCUAGAAAGCUUUGAAGAAGCAAUACUGAACAAAGGUCUCAACUUUGCGACAACCAUCAAGCGUAUUCCAUACUUGGACAUAAUAGCCCCUAUUGAAGAGAUAGCCAUAAACAUACCAAAAGCUCUGGGAGAUGAACUAAGGAGGAAAGUGAGGCAGGUACUAGAAAAAGCAAAACUUCCUAAACCAAACAUCACCAAGGAAGAAAAGUUAGCUAUCAAAAGUGACAAUUCCAUCAUAAUACUGCCUGCGGACAAAGGAAAUGCUACAGUGGUGAUGAAAAACUACUGUGAAAAAUUGGCCAAGUCUUAUAAGUGA